AUCUCACACCAGCCUUUACUUAGUAUUUAGUAUUACUUAGUAUUAGUUAACAUAGUAAAAGAUUAGUGACUAAAAUGGAAAAUAUAGAGAAUAUAAGAUUAUUUAUACGAUCACUAGAUGCUAGUACGGAGCAGUUAGAGAAUGCUCUUGAACCUAUACUAAAACAAUCAUUAAAUGAAUUAAUAUCUCAAAAUGUUUCAUCUAAUGAUCCUAUUGAAAGAAUUAAAAUAUAUAAUAAUUUUACAUAUACAUUAAUAUCCGUAUUAUUUUCAUAUAUAAAAUCACUUGGAAUUAAUACAGAUACUCAUCCUAUUAUGAAAGAACUUACAAGAAUUAAACAAUUUAUGAAACGAUUAAAAGAUAUUGAAACUAAUGCUGAAACUAGUGAACAACGUCAAAAGGUUCAACAAGAAAAAGCUAAAGAAUUCUUACAAAAUGCUCUUGGAUCAAGAAUUAAUGGUGGAGGUCAAGCAGCUCCCAAUAGUUUAGCUUCACCAGCAAUCAGUUCAUCAAAUUUCCAAGGUUCACAUACAAGAUUUACUGAUAAAGAUGAUGAUGAUCAAAGUGACGAUAAUUCAACUGAAAAAGAUAUUGUUGUGAAAAAGGGUAAGCCAGAACCAAAAGUAAAAGCACAAAGUAUUAAGAAAUCGUCUUCUAACAAUAAGAAGAAUUUCAAAGUAUCUAAGCCAAAUAAGAAGAGUAAAACUGGAUCUACAAAAUAGAGUAAAUAGAAAAAUUUGUAUAUAAUUUAUUAGAAUAUAUGAAUUAAAGAAUUGAAAUAUAAAAUGCAAAGUAAUAUAAACUCCACCAAAUGGUGUAUAGUUC
Messenger RNA from Scheffersomyces amazonensis, 825 nucleotides. RefSeq lists its product as uncharacterized. Gene Ontology annotation, biological process: maturation of 5.8S rRNA; regulation of gene expression. Bases 75 to 722 code for a protein of 215 amino acids. Gene Ontology annotation, cellular component: exosome (RNase complex); nucleolus. The transcript has a single exon. NCBI's taxonomy places the organism in Eukaryota, Fungi, Ascomycota, Pichiomycetes, Serinales, Debaryomycetaceae. The record is from RefSeq and is a predicted model, not a curated record. Gene Ontology annotation, molecular function: DNA binding; RNA binding.